ACUUACUGUUCUGAUUCAGACAAUGCACUGUAAUUUAUUUCCAAUUCAGUGUGACUGCAACAAGAGAAAACAUGGCUUACACUGUGGAAUGCCUGCGAGGUGAUGUGGAUAUCCUAAUGGAGUUCCUGCUCAAUGUCACCACAGCACCAGAAUUUCGUCGUUGGGAAGUAGCUGACCUGCAGUCUCAACUAAGGAUUGACAAAGCUGUGGCCUUUCAUAAUCCACAGGCUCGUGUCAUUGAAAAUUUGCAUUCUGCAGCUUACCGGAAUGCAUUGGCUAAUUCCUUGUAUUGUCCUGACUAUCGGAUUGGAAAAGUGACAUCAGAGGAGUUACACUACUUUGUUCAGAACCAUUUUACAAGUGCAAGAAUGGCAUUGAUUGGACUUG
Molecule: messenger RNA, 387 nt
Organism: Carlito syrichta (Philippine tarsier)
Lineage: Eukaryota; Metazoa; Chordata; Mammalia; Primates; Tarsiidae
Product: cytochrome b-c1 complex subunit 2, mitochondrial-like
Exons: 4
Cellular component (GO): mitochondrion
Molecular function (GO): metal ion binding
Source: RefSeq, a predicted model, not a curated record